Molecule: messenger RNA, 2702 nt
Organism: Phycodurus eques (leafy seadragon)
Lineage: Eukaryota; Metazoa; Chordata; Actinopteri; Syngnathiformes; Syngnathidae
Gene: igfbp5b
Product: insulin-like growth factor binding protein 5b
Exons: 4
Coding region: 423-1235 (270 amino acids)
Biological process (GO): regulation of insulin-like growth factor receptor signaling pathway
Cellular component (GO): extracellular region
Molecular function (GO): insulin-like growth factor I binding; fibronectin binding; insulin-like growth factor II binding
Source: RefSeq, a predicted model, not a curated record
GGGCUCGGGCGGUUUUUAAAAAGCCAAGGCAGCUCCCAAGUUGAUCAGUCUGCUCUGCAACCUCAGCUGGAGAAAGUACUGCUAAUUGAAGGGGAGUGUUUUGGGAGUUUGGCUUUUUGUUUUGAAUGCAAAGGUUUUUUUUCCUCCUGACAAUCAUUUUGAGAGGGGUGAGAGAGCAUCAACUUAUACAAGCCUAGAAUUAAUGUGCUUUUUAAUUUUUUUAUUUUUUGAAUUAGGUGGCAACAAUACUUGGAUAAAGACUCUUGGCUUUAGCUUUUAAGACUGGGAUUAUCUGAUUGAGGCAUUGUGCUUCAUUAGAGCGGUCCACUUUUCCCCCCUUCCUCCUCCUCCUUCCCUCCACCUCCUCCUCCUCCUCCUCCUCUCCGCAAUUUUUACGCGAUAACUUAGACGAGACGACAACAAUGUUUGGGACUUUGUGCCUCUUGGUGACGCUUCUGUGGGGACUGCGCGGCUGCUGCUGCUGGGGCUCGUACGUGCCGUGCGAGCCGUGCGACGACAAGGCGAUGUCCAUGUGCCCGCCGAUCCCGAGCGGCUGCCAGCUGGUCAAGGAGCCGGGCUGCGGCUGCUGCCUCACAUGCGCCCUGAGCGAGGGCCAGGCGUGCGGCGUGUACACGGGGACGUGCGCGCAGGGCCUCCGCUGCCUGCCCCGCAGCGGCGAGGAGAAGCCCCUGCACGCCCUCCUCCACGGCCGCGGAGCGUGCAGCAACGAGAAGGGAUACAAACCCUCGCACCCGCCCAUAGACCGUGAGUCUCGGGAACAUGAGGACACCAUGGUUACAGAGAUUACAGAGGAGCUGCAGCCGGCUAAAGUUCCACUCCUGACCAAAGACAUUGUCAACAGUAAAAAAGUCCACGCCAUGCGCAAGGAGCUGAAGAGGAAGCUGGGAAAGCAGCGCUCCAUGGGCUCCCCGAUGGACUACUCCCCACUGCCCAUGGACAAACAUGAACCUGAAUUUGGACCCUGCCGGAGGAAACUGGAUGGCAUCAUUCAGGGAAUGAAAGACACUUCUCGAGUAAUGGCUCUAUCUUUGUACCUUCCCAACUGUGACAGAAAAGGGUUCUUCAAACGCAAACAGUGCAAGCCAUCCCGUGGCCGCAAACGGGGUAUCUGUUGGUGCGUGGACAAGUACGGCAUUCAACUCCCAGGAACAGAUUACAGCGGUGGAGACAUUCAGUGUAAAGACCUGGAGAGCACCAAUAACAACAAUGAGUAAAAGAAAAAGGAAUAUAUAUAUAUAUAUAUAUAUAUAUAUAUAUAUAUAUAUAUAUAUAUAUAUAUAUAUAUAUAUAUAUAAAUGGACCGCAAUCAAAUGCCGCCCACACCCCAAAUCCUAACUUCUCCAACACCCACAGCCAACAUUUCCUCUUUGAAUGACGUGUGUAUGCACCCCUCUCACCCCAAGAGCUAUUCACCCUCCUGUUACGUUCGUUUUUCAGGAACAGCAGCAAUGUUCCUUUGACCCGGGGAGGUGAGAAACGGAAAAAAUUUAGGAACUCCAUUUGUAAUCAUUCAAUUAUGUGAAAUGAAUUGAUUACACAUAUUAAGCCAAGCAAAUGACAUUUCAUACCCAAAAAAAAAAAUCGUCUUAAGAUGGGUCAAUUUGACUCGCAACAUAACAGGAGGGUUAAGAUUUAUUUUCAAAGACACAAUGUUCAAAACGAAAAGAACACCUGUAUAUUUUUUUUAUUGUAUGUUGUUGACCAAGCACUCAUCUCCAAAUUGGGGGGGAGGGUAAAGUCCUCAAAUAUCCCUUGACUGCAGCUCACGGGACACCUUGUACAAGUCAGGUUUUCUGGCUGUCGAUUAAUGAAAAAUAUAUGCACAUACUGGAUAUAUUUUUAUAACUGGGAGUGGGUGGGUUACUGGGUUUCAGGGGGUCGGGACAGUGCAGCAGUUGUAAUUCACAAAUUGCAUGCAAAAAUACAAAGUCCCACACAUGACAUUGGGGGUCCCAAGCAGUUAAUUGGAAUUAUAUUAUACCCAUAAAUUAGUAUUUUGUGCAUGUUAUAACUAUUUUGUGGGCACAAUUUAUUAUUUUGUGUGCACAAAUUAGCAUUCUGUGCACACAUUAUAUCAAUAUUGUAGCCACAAUUAAAACGGAAAUAUCCCAUGUCAUGUCAGGGGCUCCAUACAAAAUUAUUGUGUGGACGAAUAAAAAGAGGGAAAAUCAGUUGACAGAAUUAAUACGUUAGAACUGUCCAUUGGCGAGAUUGAAACAUGAGACACGGACGCGCUGCACCAGUUCUAUGGAUAUGUGGUUCUGUCAGAGCACUUAAACAAAUAGGAGCAAUCUUCUUAGAUGUCUAUCUUCAGAAAAUAAAGUGUGCUUGAACGCAUGGAUGUUUACAGUGUGAGUGCGUGGUAUGUAUUAGCCUGCUUUGCUGUAUAAUGGAGUGAGCCUAUUCUAUUACAAAAAAAGAAUGUCAUUUUAUUUCUCUCUCCUUUGAUUUUUCCUUUGUCGCAAGUGCUGCUUGCAGACUGCUCUCUAAUGUAAAUUCAUGUUAGACGUGGAGCGUUUGGCAAAAGAGGACGCCGAUUGUUACAGGUGGACUUGUGUAAGUGGUUCUUUGACUAUGUAGCUGGCCUGAUAUGCCAACUGUGCCUAUUUUGAACAGACACUGCCAAGCGGGGGCGCUGACUUACCUGAUGAAAUAAAAGGCAAAAAAAAAAAAAAAAAAAA